GAAAUGAGAAAGGCCCCGGGUGGCAGCAGCAAUAAAGAAUGCUAGCUGCCCUAACCUCAAAGAAGAAGAAAAGGUAGCGACAUGUGAUGACGUCGUUAGAGCGCGCCGAAGAAGCUAUCAGUCCGGUUAGCGACGUUAGCUCCAUGGCUGUAUUAUGGUUAGCUCCCCUGUGAAAUGAGACUAUUGAUAAGUUCGCGCUUCUUGUUGGGUGUUUUCUCGUCUUAGAUGGUCCACCAACCAGCCCGGUGCCGAGUAGUAGUUUGCUCCAGUCUCAACCGGCAGUCGUUAUGGCAGCGGAGGGGGAUCUACCAGCAGACCUUCUGACAGAGGAGGUGAAACACAGCAGCGGGGACUUCGUUCCCCCGGACGGGCUGUGCUGGGUGUCCGUGCUGUCCUGUCUGCUGCUGGCGUGCUCCUAUGUGGGCAGUCUGUACGUGUGGAGGAGUGAUCUGCCCAGGGAUCACCCCGCUGUGAUAAAGAGACGCUUCACCAGCGUGCUCAUCGUCUCCGGCCUGUCUCCUCUCUUUGUGUGGACUUGGAGACAGCUCACAGGAGUCAGGACCGGCCCAGCGCUGCUCUCGCUGAUGGGGAUCCGCUUCGAAGGCCUCAUUCCUGCCAUCAUUCUCCCUCUGAUGCUCACCAUGGUGCUGUUCCUGGGCCCGCUCAUGCAGCUGGCGAUGGACUGUCCCUGGAGCUUCAUGGACGGGUUCCGGGUGGCCAUAGACCCCUGGUUCUGGUCGAUGUGUUUCAGUGACAUGCGCUGGCUGAGGAACCAGGUGGUGGCCCCCCUCACAGAGGAGCUGGUGUUCAGGGCCUGCAUGCUGCCCAUGCUGGUGCCCUGCGCCGGGCCCCUCACCGCCAUCUUCACCUGCCCCCUGUUCUUCGGAGUGGCUCACUUCCACCAUGUGAUCGAGCUGCUGAGGUUCAGACAGGGGACGCUGUCCGGGAUCUUCCUCUCUGCAGUGUUCCAGUUCUCCUACACAGCCGUGUUCGGGGCCUACACCGCCUUCAUCUUCAUCAGAACAGGUCACCUGAUUGGCCCGGUGCUCUGCCACUCCUUCUGUAACUACAUGGGUUUCCCCGCCAUCAGCACGGCGAUGGAGCACCCUCACCGCCUCACCGUUCUCUCCUCCUACCUGAUGGGGGUGCUCCUCUUCUUCCUCUUCCUCUUCCCCUUCACUGACCCCGCCUACUACGGCCUGCCCACCCCCGUGUGCACCCUCACCUCCUCCCCGAGCUCCCUCUGCCUCUCCUGAUCCCUGCCCCCCCCCCCCAACUUUGUUGCUGAGUUACAGUUCAGGUGAGAUUGAGGGUUAAGUUGCCAUGGAGAGUCUGGAAAUAUGUGGUCUAUGGCCUCCUGAUAUGUCGGUGCAUAUUAAUUAAAUAUGAGUCAGCUGAAGCUCUUCUGAGAAGGGGGGGUUCAUGUGUGUUACUGUAGUCUCUGUCCCUGAUCUUAAUGUAGCGCUAACACUGAAGGACACUUCCCCCUCAGAUCCUCUCGUACUGAUGGAUCUCCUCUGUUUGUGACGAUCAUAAUAUUCCAUUUUGAAUAUUAAUCUUCCACUCGUAGUCCGUUUGCCAGCUCGUAGAAUCCCAGUGAAACCAGAAAUGAUGAGUACCCCAAACUUCUAUCUUAAAAUGUAUAGUAGGGGUCUCCAGUACAUACAACUGCAGGAUGAUAACUUGCCAAUAUGUGUACUCUGUGGACUGAUUUUGAUAUAUUUUGGGACAAUUUCUGGUUGAAACUGCCAUUUUUGAUCCUGAAAAUGAUCCAAGCCAUUGUUCACUAUUGUCCACAUAGGCUAUAAUGCUAAUGAAUGCUAAUGAAUGCAACUUGUGCUAAUUGUGCAAAUAUCCCAACAUAUGCAGGUUAGCAUCCGUCAGUUUGUGGUGGACAACACUGACAACUAGCUUAUCAGCCUCAGCCGUCUUUUGAAAGGAUAAUUCUUGUUUAUUACAACGUGGUCUUAUUUUCACAAUCCAUUUCCAUCACUUAUAAAUUGACCAAGUUAAUGCAGAGAUUUAGAAACAAAGGUGCAUAACAGCGAAGGGCAGGUGUAUAGAACAUUCCUAGGGAACAGUAAAACAUGUAAAGGGGAAAGUUGAGGUAUAUCCAUAUUUACUUGUUUGAGCUGAGGCUUGCUAGUUCUCACUUUUUAAAAUCUCAGUUGGGACAGUGAUGAACCUUGAUCCGUGUCUCAAAUAAUGCCGUGUUGGGUCCUUGAAUGUGAGAGAAUUAGGAUGGGAACCGUAAAAUGAUCACCCAUAAUCAAUCCACUUCCUGGGUAACCUUUGAGCUACUGGACUUCUGCUAGGUUUCUGUAUACAUGAGGGCUGCAGCUGCUGAGUCUUUGAAACAUUCAGUAUGCUAUUGAAGGAUUCCUGCCAUCCUGUUAUUCAUUAUGGACGCACAUCUAAACUGCUGGAAAAAAGCAUUCUAUGUAUCCAGAUAUUCUUCUGGUUUGUUCCUGAGCCAUCAGAUAAUCUGACUGUUCGUGGUUCAAAUAGAUACAUGAUGGCAAAGACGAUGAAAGUAAGACCUUGGUUGUAGAGUUCUGCUGCCCGUUGAGUUUUGAAAAGGUUUAGGGUUUUUAGACGCGUUUGGAUCAUUUGGGUGCCUAAGGUUUAGGUUUUAAAUUGGGCAGUACUAGUUGGGUUUAGUUGAAUCUGAAAGAUUGGGCUUGUUUAGCCCGUACAGAACUAUUAUCAAGGUUUGAUAAACCUGAAUUAUCCUUAAUUCUUUGAGCAUCUCUUGAGCGAGACUUGGAUAUAUCCUUUUUUUUUUCGAGUCACAGCCCUUACAAAAUCGUUGUUGCUGCACUGCAUUGUGGUCCAAAGAGGCUCAUAGACAUGUUGGAUCCUCUCCUGGUUGGGUUCCUCUCUGAAUGAUUGUCAAACAGCUGUAGCUGCACUGGAGUUCAGGAAUGUAGAAGAUCACCGUUAGUUGUUUUAAUUGUACACACUCGUUCUUCUUAACCGUGUCAUUUCUUUCCUGUCCAGCCUCUCUACAGCGGCUCUCUGCUGCUGUAGAGAGGCUGGAUGGGUCAGUGUUUGCUAUAAAUGUUAUUUAUAUGCAUGUUUCAGUGCUGGUAGUUGUUGUUCUGUUGGUGAAGGGGGGGUGAUGGGUUCACUGUCCAUGUUGACUGAAACAUACUCUGUGUGAGCCACAAACACAAGACUACCAGGAAGUUGUACUUAUGUCCUCUGGGAGGUGAGACAUUCCUCAAGUAGAGUUUGCUUUUGCCUUGUUGAGUUCAACUCUUUAAUGCCGUUUUCUUUGGCUCCUGAAACCUGUCAGUCAAACUCUGUGGCAGAUGUAACACCCAGAAGGACUUUUCCAUAUGAAUCAUAAAGCCGUUAAACUCCCUGUACUGUAGCAGAUUGUUAGAAAGUGGACAUGUUUGAAAACACUUUAGAUAGUUGUGUUCUAUCACAUCAAAAUAACAAUGCAAUGGAACAGAAACAGUUUAAACAAUGAUGUUCUUUAAAUGCUAGUUCUUAGAUCUGUCUGGCCAGAACGUUUUGAAAAUGUAAAAUGCGUUACCCAGCAAACUAGCUGCUUUUUGGUGUACAGUACAUACACUUUAUUCCCAUCCUUGGUCGCACAAACCAACACAAAUUCAACUUUCUCUUGUUCAGUCAAAUCCAAAAAAACAGACAACCUUUAUUUGUGUGUGUGUGUGUGUGUGUGUGUGUGUGUGUGUGUGUGUGUGUGUGUGUGUGUGUGUGUGUGUGUGUGUGUGUGUGUGUGUGUGUGUGUGUG
This is a messenger RNA of Gymnodraco acuticeps, 3763 nucleotides long. RefSeq names its product Ras converting CAAX endopeptidase 1a (gene rce1a). Gene Ontology annotation, molecular function: metalloendopeptidase activity. Lineage: Eukaryota; Metazoa; Chordata; Actinopteri; Perciformes; Bathydraconidae. The record is from RefSeq and is a predicted model, not a curated record. The transcript has 8 exons. Bases 288 to 1256 code for a protein of 322 amino acids. Gene Ontology annotation, biological process: CAAX-box protein processing. Gene Ontology annotation, cellular component: endoplasmic reticulum membrane.